UCCAAACUCUUGCAGGGCCAGGAGACAAAAUGUCCUAUUUUUUGCCGAUAUCACUGGCUUCUGAAGAUAAAGGAAAAGAUGACUCAGUCAAAAAGGACAAGCCAUAUAAGAUCUUUUUCAAAGAUCUGUUUCUUUACAAAGAAAAUGAAAUGGCAGCAAAGAAGAAGGAAAAAUUUAUAAACCGCAGCAUGAAAGUCUACCAGAAGUCUACUUUUUCAUCUCGAAUGAAGAGUCGUUCACACCUGGGCCAAGUAGCAUUCUACUCUGACACAGCUGGGGGCUCAUUCGAAAAAUUUGGGCUAGAUCCCACUUUUAUUCUAAGAUUAACAGAAGGUGUGGACACAAAAAGGACUAUUCAUGAAUUUAUUAAUGACCAGAGAGACCGGUUUCUGCUGGAGUAUGCCCUGUCAACCAAAAGAAAUACAAUUAAAAAGUUUGAAAAACACAUGGUGGCGAAGGAACGGCAACUCACAAGAGCCGAAAAAAAGCUCCAAGAAGAUGCAAUGGCCUUUGAAGAGUUCCUUCGAGAAAAUGACCAGAGAUCUGUAGAUGCUCUUAAAAUUGCAGCACAGGAAACUAUAAACAAACUCCAAAUGACAGCAGAACUAAAGAAAGCCAGUAUGGAGGUACAGGCGGUGAAAAGUGAGAUAGCAAAAACAGAAUUCCUCCUUAGAGAGUACAUGAAAUAUGGAUUUUUUCUGCUGAAAUUGUCUCCAAAACACUGGCAAAUCCAACAAGCACUGAAAAGGGCGCAGAUGACAAAGAAUAAAGAGAGUAUGAAUGUCAGUCUUCCAGUACUAACAAAAUUACAUACAACGAAAACAGAGGGCAGUAAUGAGGAUGCCAGGAAGAUAUCAUUUUCAGAUGACUAUUACGUGGAAAGACGUCGCCAAGGAAAACCACACAAGAAGCCCACUCUCACCGUAGAGAAUAAGAAAUCAUCCUUAUCAAGCCACGCUGAGAGUAUCAGUUCAGAAGACAGCUUGGAAUUCUUUUUAGACAAUGAUACGAACUAUGAUCUGGAACCAGAGCUUUAUUUCAAAGAACCAGAAGAGUUACUUCAAGUCCUCACAGAGCUGGAAGAGCAGAAUCUAACUUUGGUACAGUAUUCCCAAGAUGUAGAUGAAAAUCUUGAAGAUGUAAAUAAAAGAGAAAAACUUAUACAGGAUAAGAUAAAUAGCAACAUAGAGUUUCUUCUGGAGCACAAGGAAAUGCUUAAGGCUAGCUGUGUGAGAGAAGAGGAAAAAGCAGCAGAACUGGAAUUAAGGUCCAGGCUAUUUAGUUUUGGAGAAUUUAAAUCCGACACUCAGAAGCAGGAAUUUGGGCAGGAUGCUACCUGGAGAACGAUUUACUUUGCCCAGCAGUUUAUUGAGAUCCUCUUAACUGCGAAUGCCAGGUUCACGGUGGAGAAAGAGGCUGAGAGUUAUUUGGUCCCGAAAUACGUUACCUACAAGCUCGAGCAUAUCUACCAACAGUUAAGACGGCGCAGUGGCCAGGAAAAACUGAUAGACUCUCUUAGUAAAAAAAUUAAUCAAGUAUACAAAGUCUGCAUUGGAGAUGCUGAUGUUGGCAGCCUCAAUCCAGUUCAAAAGCUGGUAAAAGUAGAGUCUCGCCUGGUAGAAUUGAGUGAUCUCAUUGAAUCCAUUCCCAAAGAAAAUGUGGAGGCAAUUGAGAGGAUAAAACAGAAAGAACGGCGACAAAAGUUACGUGAAGAGAAAAUGAAAGAAAAACAAAAACACCAGGAGGAAAGGCUAAGAGCUGCUCUGGAAAGAGCAGUAGCACAACCAAAGAAAAAGCUGGGAAGACGACUUGUCUAUCGCUCAAAACCGCCAUCUGGUAACAAACAUGAACUACUUUUAGUCAAGGAUACAAGAACAAAAUCACUAGAGGAUGAAUAUUUUUUCACUUGAAUAGAAGCAGUAAGACAUUUAUUACCAGAAUUUUUUAGGCGUAUUUUGUAGAUUCUGGUUUCCAUUAAUGGCAGUAUUCUGCCCCGUAUGCUGGUCUGAGUAAUUUGAGGAAGACAGCACUUAUUCUAGUGGUUAUAGGAUUGGGAAUGGGAGUUCUUUUCUUUUGUUGAAGCCUUUUAUUAUCAUAUACCAAGUAAAAUUCCAUACAG
Molecule: messenger RNA, 2119 nt
Organism: Callorhinus ursinus (northern fur seal)
Lineage: Eukaryota; Metazoa; Chordata; Mammalia; Carnivora; Otariidae
Source: RefSeq, a predicted model, not a curated record